Perkinsus marinus ATCC 50983 is the source of this 1098-nucleotide messenger RNA. RefSeq lists its product as hypothetical. The transcript is spliced from 6 exons. The record is from RefSeq and is a predicted model, not a curated record. The coding region runs from base 1 to 978 and encodes 325 amino acids. Lineage: Eukaryota; Perkinsozoa; Perkinsida; Perkinsidae.
AUGGGGUGUAAAACGAGUUCAAUACCAAACGACGUGGAUGCAUACAAGUCCAUUUACGCAUUCUCAACUGAUAAGAGACCUAGAGGGAGGAAGCUUUUCGAGAUGUAUCACAAGAAGAAGCAUCAGAGACUGGGACACCGCAUGGAGUCGCAAGAGACUGAUCCCGGUGAUGUGGAGGGCGGCACAUGUACCUUUUCCUCGACUGAACAGAUCCCUAUUGAAGUAGAGUACUCGAGGAGCUGGCCUUCUAGCAGCACCAGUCCCGUCGCAGUGGACAUCCAGGCCGUGGUUCAAGAUCUGAGGUCCGCUGCCACAAAGUGUUGGCAAGGGACUCUGUGGGGCUACUGCACUGUCAUCAGAAGUUGCUUGAGUGCUUCUAUCGUUGCCGCUGCCUGCGGUUCCAUGGGGUGUGGUCAGAGUACAUUGCCGCGUCCUGCUGAAGGAGGUGCACUACAGAAGACUCCUGUGGUUGAUGAGUUCUUUGACUCGGCUUAUGAUACGCCCAAGACGAGAAAGCCUCGUCCUAUAGCCAUGGGCAGGCCGCCUCCCUCGCCGAGAGUCUCGUCCAAUAAUAAUGUGGCCAAGGAGUGGUAUGGAGGUGGGUACGUGACACCGCGACGUGCCUCUCAGCCGAGGCCAAGGAGGAGGAGGAUGAUGAGCAGUAGUAGCUUUCGUGGUGGAAGUCCACGAGUCAGCACUUCACAGUUGCUCGGUCUCAAGGACCCGUCCCCACGGUCUGGUACUCCUUCUACUACGACAUCCUCUCAUCAAGUUGCCCCCAGCCCCUUGCCAAUGUAUUGUUCCCCUCGUGGUAGAACGCCAAUCAGGAGUCUAAGCGGCUGCUGCAGUCCAGCGGUCAGCAGCAGGACCCCUCGCCAUGGUGCUCCCCUCAGGGUUAGGGUGGAGUCCAGAAACCUAGGUGUAGGAGCCUCCCAUCGCGUACAGGCCGCCCCGUCGGCGGUCUUCCAAGCGUGGUAACUGUCGACUUAUCAUCCUAACGCAUGUACUUUACAUUUUACUCAAUGUUCCUCACUGUAUAUUGGAGGCUAGGGAACUGCCUAGGCACUUUCUUAUAGAGCAAAGUAUACCUCUCAACAA